Messenger RNA from Cryptosporidium ubiquitum, 1548 nucleotides. RefSeq lists its product as uncharacterized. Lineage: Eukaryota; Apicomplexa; Conoidasida; Eucoccidiorida; Cryptosporidiidae. The coding region runs from base 1 to 1548 and encodes 515 amino acids. The record is from RefSeq and is a predicted model, not a curated record. The transcript has a single exon.
AUGUAUGGUAACUACGGCGUAUUGGAGUUCAAUGAAUAUGCAGAUAGAGUUACAGCUUAUCUGUAUGUAGAUAGAGAUUUAUCUACGCAGCUUAGUUCUUAUAUGGAGGCUGCAAAUAAACUUAAUUGCAAAAAUCAAUGUUUGGAAACUAGCAUAAUAUUUAAUAAUGGCAACCUAUGGCUGGUGGUUAGGUGGGUCACAGAAAAGAAAAAAUCUAAUUUGGACUCUGAGGGGUUUGUGGAAGAGGUAUUCAUUGAAGAAAAUAGUGAAUCUAAUUUGGAGAAACCAUUGUGUUCAGAUUUAAAGAUUGUUUUAAAGCUUCCAAAUCGUCUUCAAGUGAAAGAUGUUUUAUCUGUUAGUUAUUACCAUGAAAAUAUAGUAGGUAUGAUUUCAAAAGAACUUAAGUCCAAUAUCCAAGAAAUUACUUCAACUUUGUUUUCAAGAGUUGUUUUAAGUUUAAAAAGCAAACUAUCUUUAUUAACCAUAUCUACGUUGGUUACAGACCUAAACUGGGAUCAAUCAGGUGAAUUACCUGUUAUUGAGGAGGAUGAGUCGAUUUGUUUGGAUUUCGAGACAAGUCUAUUAAAUCGUUUAGCAACUAAAAAUCACGAAACUCACGAAAAACUAACAAAUAAAUUGAAUCUAUACUGUAAAAGAUGUAACAACUUGAUUUCAGGAUAUUCCGAAAACUGGAUAACUGCUCCUCUUCCAACUGAAAUGCUUAUCCAUGGAUCGGAAAUGCUUACAUGUGAUAACUGCUGUCCAUUGCUUUCAACAGAAUCUGGAAAUUCCAGUCAUUGUGAUUUUGGAGCCAGGCCAAAUUGGAUCUGUCUGGGGCAAUAUCAUAUUUCUGUUAAUCUAAGUAAUGCUUGUUUGGACCAUUUGAUUAUUAGACAUGAAUCAGGCCUUGAGAAGACUGUAGAAACUUUCUUUAUAAAUGACAUUAACAAUGUUUACUAUUACAGCCAGAAAGCUUUCCAUUCAAUUUUUUGCAAAUAUUGUGGGGCUAAUCUUGGUUGGAAGAAUGACAAGGAUAACUAUCUCAAUUUUUGGAAGUCAAAAAUUUUACUUAAUGUUGUUUCAGAGGAAAGAGUUGUGUUAUCUCUUUUUGCAAACUAUCCCAUUAUUUCUCUUGUUAUACAUUAUAUUGAAAAGUACUUAAAGCAAUAUUCAAAGUUAUAUAUUAUUGAAUCAAACAAAAGAGAAGAUGGUAAAAACUGUAAAGACAAUAUUAACAAGAACAAAGGUCUCAUAUCUUUAUAUAUAGUUAAGAAGAAUGUUAUUAAGCUAAAGACUCCGCUCUUUAUUGGCAAAUCUUACAAUGAGAUUGAGUCUCAAACUAGCUUCUCUAGCAAAAGACCAGUUUUAUACAGUUCUAUCAAAAUAUCCUAUGACUUGUAUACUGAUGGUGUUAUUAAAAAUGACGAGCAUCAAAUUCAUCUCGAAGAAGAACAAUUUUGUUAUUUAGUUAGAAUUGUCCAAAAAAACAAUAUGUUUAAUAAAAACUCCUACUUUGGGAUUCCGAUUUUGUCUAGUGAUUUAGUGUAA